GCCAGGUGUCGGUGCGGCGCCUCGCUCGCGAGAUAAAUCCGUCGGUGCUCGCCAUUCUCUUUCUGCCCUCCCUUUCGAAUCUCGCUGUUCAACUUCGAGCGAAGCCUUCACUGUCCCCGAUUUCCCUCGGUUAUCAACAGAACAUCUCUCCAAAAUGGGUCGCAUGCACGCUCCUGGCAAGGGUAUCUCCUCCUCUGCCCUCCCCUACCGCCGCACUCCCGCCUCCUGGGUCAAGACCACCCCCGAUGAGGUCAUUGAGCAGAUCCUGAAGCUCUCCAAGAAGGGUCUCACUCCCUCCCAGAUCGGUGUCAUUCUCCGUGACUCCCACGGCAUUGCCCAGGUCAAGUCCGUCACCGGUAACAAGAUCCUCCGUAUCCUCAAGUCCAACGGUGUCGCCCCCUCCAUCCCCGAGGAUCUUUACCACCUGAUCAAGAAGGCCAUCCAGGUCCGCAAGCACCUCGAGAAGUUCCGCAAGGACAUGGACUCCAAGUUCCGUCUCAUUCUGAUCGAGUCCCGUAUCCACCGUCUUGCCCGCUACUACAAGACCGCCGGCCAGCUCCCUCCCAACUGGAAAUACGAGGCCGCCACUGCCUCCACCCUCAUUGCCUAAGCGGCGACGAGUGCGCCGGCUCGGGAAUCGCCCGCUGCUUCCUGUAGCCCGAAGGAGAACGCCAUGGCUUCCGAGCGAUAUUGUAUUCAAUAAAGCAAAGGAGCGUACAUUCGCAAC
Molecule: messenger RNA, 727 nt
Organism: Polychytrium aggregatum
Lineage: Eukaryota; Fungi; Chytridiomycota; Chytridiomycetes; Polychytriales
Product: 40S ribosomal protein S13
Exons: 3
Coding region: 155-610 (151 amino acids)
Biological process (GO): translation
Cellular component (GO): ribosome; cytosolic small ribosomal subunit; nucleolus
Molecular function (GO): structural constituent of ribosome; small ribosomal subunit rRNA binding
Source: RefSeq, a predicted model, not a curated record